AAAAAGCAGGUAGAUUUUGCAUCAUUCAAUGGCGAUUGGAUGAUGGUCCUGUACGAACGCCUCUGCCUCCGUUUCACACUGUAAGUUUACAAACACAAGUUACAGUUCUGGAGCGUGAGCUCGGACGGGUCUGAACUUGCAGCACAAAAAGAGACGAUCACAAGAUGCGAAGUCAAAGGAUUGAUGUAGUGCAGCUUCUCAGGCAGUCACAGACUGAACUGCUAUGGAUCCAGAGACAACUGUCAAUCUUAUCAGCGCGAAACGCCACUCAUAUCAGGACCAAAGAUAAGUUGAAACAGGACGCUCUGCCCUGGCAUCCGGCAUCUCACGCAUCCCACCAUGUGAAUCGUUGCCGCCUCCUAGAAGAAAAAAACAGAGCCCUUAAUUUAGAGCUGGCCGCCCUUAGACAGCAGAAACAGCAGCAGAGAUCUUGGGAGUCUGAGGUCAACGAGCGGAGGAAAAGGUGUCAUAUACUUGAGAGAGAAGUUAAAAACAAGACAAUAGCAUGUAAGACCUUGAAGAACGAGCUUAAGGAUGCUUUGCUGGAGAGAAAACGGCUCAAUCGUGAGCUGCUCGGUCACAUCCUGAAGGCCUCGCAAUACGAGAAGGUAAAGUUGGACUAUGAUCAGCUCAGAAAGACUUUUGGUUGUGUGAGUCAAGAGAGAGACUUGGCCAGGCAGGAGAAGGCUCAGCUGCAAGACAAACUGGAGAAUCUUGAGCAGGUCCUUAAGCAUAUGCGAGAGGCUGCGGACAGGCGGCAGCAACUAGAAGCAGAGCAUGAGAAGGCCCUGGCUUUCCUCAACUCCAGACAGCAGGAGAUCAACCUUCUACAGAAGGUUCAGGUUGAAGCUGAGAAAGAGCGAGAUGAAGUGGUGCAUUUACUAGAGGUCAAGGUUCAUGACUUAGAACAGAAAUGUCGGACACAGAGUGAACAGUGUAAUAUUUUGUCAAAAGAGCUGGAGAAAUAUCAACUGGGCUCAGACAGGGAGGAGAAACUCAACACUGACUCACAAGAGCAAAACGUCAGCGGCGUUUAUGAAAGCCUGCAGCGACAGGCAGAUAAAAGUGAUGAGAGAUCCGACGGAUCCCCACUGGUGUCAGAACUGCCCGUAGUACAGCAAAACAACAGAGACAACCCAGAGAAGCUGUCCGUCACACCCACCAAGUUUAUGAGUCACAGAGUCCACACCCAGAAUUGCGCCAGCAGCCCCAUGCAAGCCCCCUCCUCAGAGAUGGAUAGUGAAGUGAGGCCAGCUCGCAAGGCCAAGUCCAAGUCAAGAUACACAGGACAGGUCCGUCUCUGCACUGCUCGUUACAGUUAUAAUCCCUAUGAUGGACCUAAUGAGCAUCCAGAAGCAGAGCUCCCCCUUGUGGCAGGGAAGUAUUUGUACGUCUAUGGGGUCAUGGACGAUGAUGGUUUUUAUGAAGGUGAGCUGUUGGAUGGCCAGCGUGGCCUGGUUCCCUCUAAUUUUGUGGAGUUUGUUCAGGACAAGGAAAAGCUAGCCAUAGAAGGAGGAGAGGAACAGGGUCGGCUGGAGCAGAGCUGUUUGAGUCUAACUACCAUCGAUGGAGGAGCCUUAGACAGACUUGGCAGUGACCUGCUUGGCCACUGCAGUAAUGGGACAGGCGCUUUGGACGGUGAGGAGUUGGCAGACGACAUUGUGCCUUACCCCAGGAAAAUCAACCUGAUCAAACAGCUGGCAAGAAGUGUGAUAGUGGCCUGGGAAGCGCCAAUGGUACCCCUCGGCUGGGGGAAUAUCAACGGAUACAAUAUCGUAGUGGAUGGGGAAGUUCGUUCCACCGUGCCCUUCGGGGGAAGGACCAAACUGCUUCUGGAGAAGCUAGACCUGGUGGCCUGCACCUAUCGCGUGUCGGUGCAGAGCGUGACGGACAGAGGGCUUUCCGAUGAGUUGCGCUGCACUCUGCUGGUGGGUCGCAAUGUGGUGGUGGCCCCCACCGGCUUGAGAAUGGACGAGAUCAUGCAGGACUCUGCUGAACUCGCAUGGCUGCCCAGUAACAGUAAUUAUGCCCAUGUUGUGUACUUAGAUGGUGUGGAGCAUGCUGUGGUAAAGCCUUGCUCUUACAAACUGCGUUUCGUGAACCUGAAGGCCGCCACAGUAUACAAAGUAAAGGUCUUAGCCAAACCCCACCAGGUACCCUGGCACAUGCCACUGGAGCAAAGAGAGAAACGAGAGGCCGGGGUGGAGUUUUGUACACAGGCUGCAGUCAUCUCCUCCCUCCCAGGGCCCCCUAUGCCUCCUCAGGAAGUGCAAGUCCAUUGUGGUCACGCCCCGGGAAUCGUCCAGGUCCACUGGAAACCCCCUUCUCUGACGUCUCUGGGAACCUCCAAUGGUGCAAACGUCAUCGGCUACGCAGUUUGCACCAAGGGUCAGAGGAUUGCUGAGGUGUUGUAUCCGCUGGCAGACUAUGUGUCAGUCGAGCUGAAUCGGCUCCAGUGUUUGGAGGCCCGCGAGGUUGUCGUGAAGACUUUAUCAGCACAAGGAGAAUCUCACGAUUCCCAAGUCGCCGUCAUUCCAAACCACCUGCUGGUGCCUCUUGCUAAAACUCUCCCUCUUCCUCACCACAUCCAGACCGCUGUCCCACCCCAGCACUCCCGAACCUUGCCUCCUCAUCCCACACACCUAUCCCGAAUCCAGCCCUUUCCCCUUCCCCCUGGAGCCCAACCGCUCAUUCAUCUCCAGCCACUUCCUGUUCAUCCAAACCAGCCCCCAUCUCAGCUGCAUCCCCACAGGAUGCCUUAUCCUACACAGCCCUCUCCACCACACCUCCAAUCUUUACCACCACACUCCAUGCCUCAACUCGCCUUACCGAUGCCCCAGCAACAACCAGCCCUUCCGAUGCCCCAACAGCAAUCCGCCCUCCCCAUGCCCCAGCCCCAACCUUCCCUCCCUAUGCCCCAGCCCCAGCCUUCUCUCCCCAUGCCCCAGCCUCAACCGGCCCUCCCAAUGCUCCAACCCCAGCCAACCAUCCCCAUGCCACAACCUCACAUUCCACAGCUCCCCCUUCCCCAAUCCCAAAGACCGCUAAGUGCCAGAGAGCUGGAAACCAAAGAGCCAAGGCCAGGAAUGCUUCAUUAUGGAGCGGGACCACCUCAGCCAUGGGAGCCCGGCUGCUCCCCAUCAGGCAUGCCCCCGGGCCUGCCACAUGGACACACCCUGAAUGCCCCGCUCUGCCCGAACCGGCGGUCUCCAUCACCUCAAAGGAUCUUACCGCAGCCCAGGGGUACGCUCAUUCCUGAUACCGUGGCCAAGGCUAUUGCCAGAGAGGCAGCCCAGAGAGUGGCUGCAGAGAGUGGACGGAUGGAGAGGAGAAGCCAGGGAUUUUACUCUCAAAAUUCAGAUGAGGAAGAGGAUGAGGAAAGCUAUCAGGCCCACAGAAGAGGAGCAUCUAUGGAUGACUUCCUCAGGGGCUCAGAGCUGGGCAGGCAGUCUCAUUACAGUCACAGUGAAGAGUACCAGACCGAGAGCAGUCGGGGCUCGGAUCUUUCGGACAUCAUGGAGGAAGACGAGGAGGAGUUGUAUUCGGAGAUGCAUGAUGAAGGAAGGCGAAGAAACUCCCACAAUGUACUUAAGACCAGAGGAAGCAAUCCAUCUAACAGUCAGCCGGAUCGGGAAUCAAAUCGGAAAGCGGCUCACAGAGGCCCUCAACCUCAGCGUCGACCCCUCACCGUCCCAUCCAUUGAAAUAACCACUGAGAAUAACAGUGAGGGGAACUUCUCUCCAGUCAAGGAGGAUGUUUACUAUGGCAAUGUAGCGCGUCACAAGACAUGGUCCUCUCGGAGGAACGGGGGACGCAGGCCUCCUUAUGAUGGUUAUAGGGACCGAAGCCGGCGCUCUCCUCCGUACUACGAUGAGUCUGAGCAGGAGGAUUCCUUUCGAAUCUUUGUAGCGCUUUUUGACUAUGACCCUCUGUCCAUGUCCCCUAACCCUGAUGCGGCGGAUGAGGAACUGCCUUUUAAAGAGGGACAGAUCAUCAAGAUAUAUGGGGAUAAGGAUAAUGAUGGCUUUUAUCGUGGGGAGAUCCGGGGCAGGUCUGGACUCAUUCCCUGUAACAUGGUGUCAGAGAUCCGUGCUGAGGAUGAUGAGACCUUGGAUCAGCUCAUGAAACAAGGAUUUCUCCCUCUUAACACACCCGUGGACAGAAUAGAACAUAGCAGGAAAGGUCGCUACCCGGUGGCCACGAGAAGAAUGGUAGCCCUCUAUGACUAUGACCCCAGAGAGAGCUCCCCGAAUGUGGACGUUGAGGCCGAAUUGACCUUCUGUGCUGGCGACAUCAUUGCUGUUUUUGGAGAUAUAGAUGAAGACGGCUUCUAUUACGGUGAGCUCAACGGACAUCGAGGCCUGGUUCCAUCCAAUUUUCUAGAAGAAGUGCCUGAUGAUGUGGAGGUCUAUCUGACAGACACUACAUCCCACCACGGUCAGGACGAGCCAAAUCCGGCCAAGGCGCCGCGGCCAGAGGCCAAACGGGUGCCUGUGGAGAGUACAGUCCCAGCUCCGGCUCCUGGAAGACCAGCCUCUCCCACUGUGCGUCCUUUUCUUCCUGUUGGUCCAGUCAGACCGCUGAGCCCUGCUAGGGGUCCCCGAGACCUGGCAUCUAAAAAGAAAAAAGGACUGCUUUCUAAAGGGAAGAAACUGCUCAAAAAGUUCUCAAAGUAAAAAUAUUCGUAUGACUACAAAAGCAUAAAAUCUCUCUGAAAAGGGAAACUGCCAACCUCCAAUGUGUCAGUAAUCUACAGUCAUUUUUUUCUCAGAAAAAAUAAAUCCAAACUGGUUUCACAUUAACAUGCCCACAUACACAUAACGAAACAGUAUUUUCAGACGAAAUCAACUGUCCGAUUAAAAACGUCUAUAUAUACUGUGAUAUAGUUGAGGGCCAAGACAUUAAUAUUUAAUGAAUUAUUUUCGUUAUAAUUCCAUAUAAUCCAUAUAUCAAAUCAAAGUGCUGGAUCUUAAAUGAACAGAUUUUUGAAAUGUUUGUUAUGGUGUAGCAACAGCAGCUUGGUGAUACAUUUUUUUUUUUACAAAGGGCACUUAUAAAUAUGGCCUGACUUUACCAGUGAGCGAAAUAGCAGUAAGCCAUUGCUAUAAAUAUCCAGACCAUAACAAGUGCAUUAGUCCAAUACACAAAAGGACCACACUCAUAUUUAUUUGACUUCAUUCUAAUAUAUUACCAUUGGGAAGAUUUAAGAAAGAUAGGCAAGAUGCAAAACGUUUAAUGCCACAGGUACAGUCAGUAUGAGCAAAUCCUUUUAAACACUGCUGUGGCCUUCAUGUCAACUCAACAAGUAGCCUAUGACAUGACGUGUUAGCCACAGAAGAUCUGAUGAAUCCUCACAUCAGUCUUUGCCAAGUAUUCCUUCUCUCGCUUGCUCCAAGAUCGACCUUGUCUGUGUUUAUCAUGAAAAUGACUCCGAGGUCGUAAAAAUACAAUGGAAAGUUUCUGUGUUUGCCUUUCAACUGCACAAUCGUGUGUUUUUUGGUGAAUGAUGUGCGUGUGUGUAUGUGCGUCCCCUUGCAUCCAUGUUCGUGCAACCCUUGAACUGAAAAGGGACAAAUGUCGUAACGUGUGUGAAUAUGUAAUGUGCUGCUAAAUGCAAGGUGUUCCUGUUCCUUUCUAAAGUUAAUAAGGGUGAUGUUGAGGCAAAGAUGGUGUCUUGGUAUCUCCUCAAAACUGGUUUACACAUGCUUUGUUCGGCCUGGUCAUGAGAACAUCAUCCUAAAGGCCUAUAUGACAUAUCCUUGCUGCUGUUAUCAUUGGCUGGUUUUCCUGAGGAGGUUGCUUGCUUUGGUAGACACAAACUCCCUGUAAUGGUCCGUCAUAGGACCUUGCUAUAUUUUUUGAGCUAUAAGAUACAGGUUGAAUAAUACCCUCAGGACAAACUAUACCUAUGAUGGCUCAGUUGUCUCAAGCUAUAAUCUAGUAGUUUACAUAAGGGCAAACUCUCUUGCAUUAACACAAAACAUCUUGUCCUGCAACUGUAAAUGUGAGGUUGAACCAACAUCUGGUAGUAUCUCACAAUAAUGUGGCCAGUUGGGUUUAGAUUGCACUCUUGAAUGGUUUAAUCCAGGGUAAAUGCUGUGCGUGAUGCUUUAAAAAAGUUUAAAAAAAUUUAAUUAAACAAGUAUUAUAUUUAAGUAUUUUGUUUCAAAACAAAUAUGUGACAUUUAUUUGAGGUGGAUGAAUUUUCUUGUUGAAGAAAGUCGUGAAAGGUUUUAACUAAAAACAUGGUUGGAUAGACGAAAAGGAAUGUAUAGAAAUGUUUAGCUGUCUGUAAAGCUUGCAUCAUUUUGCCAAAAGAUUUAAAAUAAAUAAAAGAGAUUAAAUAUAUUUUCAUUUAACAGAAAUAUCUCUAUGAUGAUCACAAAUGGUGUUCGAUUGUGACUGGAUGUUUAGUUAUGUUAAUUCUCUGUUCGUCUUUUGUACGUUAAUCCACUUUUAGAUCAUUUAUAAAUGUUUAUACUUAAUUUACAGAUUUCAGACUUUUUUAGUGCUUUCAGAUUUAAUAUUCAACCGGUGUAAGCGUCCUUCAUGGUGUCUUUAAAAAAACGCUCAAGUCUGCAUUUCUGUACUAGUUCUGUGAAUUAAAGAGAAAAAAAAUCGCUGGUCUGUAUUUACUGAAAUGGAUUAUUGUGUGGAUGUGCAUGUGUAGAACUGUGUAAAAUAAACAUUUUUCUAUGACAAUAAACGUGAUAUUUUUC
Messenger RNA from Triplophysa rosa, 6719 nucleotides. RefSeq names its product RIMS binding protein 2a (gene rimbp2a). Bases 165 to 4676 code for a protein of 1503 amino acids. Gene Ontology annotation, biological process: neuromuscular synaptic transmission. Lineage: Eukaryota; Metazoa; Chordata; Actinopteri; Cypriniformes; Nemacheilidae. Gene Ontology annotation, molecular function: protein binding. The transcript is spliced from 25 exons. The record is from RefSeq and is a predicted model, not a curated record.